Diplodia corticola is the source of this 1617-nucleotide messenger RNA. RefSeq names its product mfs multidrug transporter. Gene Ontology annotation, biological process: transmembrane transport. Gene Ontology annotation, molecular function: transmembrane transporter activity. The transcript has 2 exons. The coding region runs from base 1 to 1617 and encodes 538 amino acids. The record is from RefSeq and is a predicted model, not a curated record. Lineage: Eukaryota; Fungi; Ascomycota; Dothideomycetes; Botryosphaeriales; Botryosphaeriaceae.
AUGGGCGCCGUGUUUCCCGAGCAGAGCGAUGUGGUAGAAUUGGCUGCCGAAGAGGGCCACGAUGCAGAUAUUCCCACCAACCUGGGCAUCUAUCCCGGUUCCGAGCAGCGUCACCCCGUUGCUCCGCGCUUCAGCAAAGAUGCCGACCUGGAAAAGCAGAGCGAAGCUUCCGUUGCCACUUCCAUCAAUGAUCCCGACGCCGAUCAGCCGCCCGCCCCAGAUGCUCCAGAUCCGAACCUUGUUGACUGGGACGGUCCCAAUGAUCCGGAAAACCCCAUGAACUGGUCCAAAUCCAAGAAGUGGGGUGCCAUAGCCAUCGUGUCUCUCAUAACCUUCCUCAUUCCGCUGGCCUCGUCCAUGUUCGCCCCAGGAGUUCCCGAGCUCAUGGCCGAGUUUAACUCGACCAGCGAGCUUUUAUCCGGCUUCGUCGUAUCCGUCUACGUUCUUGGUUUUGCCGUGGGCCCUCUGAUCAUUGCACCCUUGUCCGAGAUGUACGGGAGGCUACCGCUCUACCACACAUGCAAUGUUCUGUUCGUCGCCUUCAACAUAGCAUGUGCACGAUCAACGAGCCUCGGCAUGCUCAUUGCUUUUCGCUUCCUGGCCGGCUGUGUCGGAUCGAGCCCGCUAACGCUAGGUGGCGGAACUAUUGCAGACUUGAUCCCGCGCGAGCAAAGGGGCACUGCAAUGGCAAUCUGGGUCGCUGGCCCGUGCAUCGGUCCUGUCGUAGGUCCCCUGUCAGGUGGAUUUCUCUCACAGGCUGCUGGGUGGCGUUGGACGUUCAAUGUCGUCAGCAUCGCUGCUGCCGUCGUCACCCUUUUUGGUGCAAUGCUCAUGUCCGAGACAUAUGCCAUCGCCAUCCUCAACCGCAAGACGCGCCGCCUCAAAAAGGAGACUGGGAAUAUGGCACUUCGUAGCAAGCUCGAUACCGGCCUCUCGCCCCGCGAUCUCUUCUUCUUCAGCAUUGUACGCCCCACCAAGAUGCUCUUCAAGUCUCCCAUCGUGUUCCUCCUCUCCCUAUACGUCGCCGUUGCCUAUGCCUACCUCUACAUCCUUUUCACCACUUUCACUCUCGUCUACAAGGAGCAAUACAACUUCAAUACCGGCACCGCUGGUCUGAGCUACCUUGGAGUUGGAAUUGGUAGUGUCACCGGCCAAUGGGUUUAUACUUACUGGGGCAACCGGAGCGUCCGCAGUGCGCUUGCAAAAGGCACCUUCACCCCCGAAAAGCGCUUACCGCUCAUGUUUCCCGGCGCAGCGGCGAUGCCGAUAGGACUGUUCUGGUACGGAUGGACUGUUGAGAAGCACACGCAUUGGAUAGUGCCCAUUAUUGGAACCGGUUUCAUUGGAUUCGGCUUGAUGCUAAUCUUCAUGGCGCCGAACACGUAUCUCGUAGACGUCUAUACCUUGCACGCUGCAUCUGCCAUGGCCGCAAACACUGUCUUGCGAUCCCUUUUUGGCGCGUUUGUGCCCCUUGCCGGACAGCCCAUGUACAAGGCCCUUGGCCUGGGCUGGGGCAACUCUUUGCUCGGUUUCGUCGCCAUUGCAUUGAUACCCAUUCCGGUUCUGUUCGUCAAGUAUGGAGAGGCGCUGAGGAACAAAUAUCAAGUGAAGCUGUGA